AUGGCGUCCAUGUCGGAGCUCUACGACGCGGCGGCGCUCGCGCGGAGCUCCGGGGCGGCGGGCGCCGCGGCGUGGCACGCCCAGGGGUCGCUGGCGGCGACGGCCGCGGAGCUGGACCUCGCGCGCGUCGACGCGGGCGUCGCCGCGGCGGCCGCGGCCCUCGAGGAGGGCGGCCUCGACGCCGCGGGCAGCGCGGCGGGGAGCGAGGCCUACGGCGGCCGCCGCGCGGACCUCCGCGCCGCGCUCGCGGCCGUCGGCGCCGCGCCGCUCCCGCGGCUCGCGGGCCUCGACUGGCGCCUCGACUACGUCGUCCGCGCGUCCGACGGCGCGCCGAAGCUCGUCCCCGUCUACUACGUGACCCUGCGCCUCGCCGCGGACGGCGCCGGCGACGGCCGCGGCGCCGCGCCCCGCGACGACGCCGCGACGCUCACGCUCUCCGUGGAGCAGAUGAGCGACUUCCUCCUCAUGGUCCGCGACGCGAACCACCAGGCCCAGCGCCUGACCUCGCCCUGA
This is a messenger RNA of Aureococcus anophagefferens, 513 nucleotides long. RefSeq lists its product as hypothetical. The transcript has a single exon. Bases 1 to 513 code for a protein of 170 amino acids. The record is from RefSeq and is a predicted model, not a curated record. NCBI's taxonomy places the organism in Eukaryota, Pelagophyceae, Pelagomonadales, Pelagomonadaceae.